Oryza brachyantha (malo sina) is the source of this 1162-nucleotide messenger RNA. RefSeq names its product cytochrome c oxidase subunit 6b-1-like. The record is from RefSeq and is a predicted model, not a curated record. Gene Ontology annotation, cellular component: mitochondrion; respiratory chain complex IV. Lineage: Eukaryota; Viridiplantae; Streptophyta; Magnoliopsida; Poales; Poaceae. The transcript has 5 exons. The coding region runs from base 87 to 566 and encodes 159 amino acids.
GACUCCGCCCGUCUGGACGCUUCCUUUUCUCUUCCACGAGCUCGCAGCCGCCGCGGCGCUUCCCGAAGCUCUCUCGCGGGGCGCCCAUGGCGGGAGAAGGCAAGGCCCCGGCAGUCGCCGAGGAGGUCCCCGUGGAACAUUCUUCCCCUGAGAAAUCUUCUGACAGCACUGUGCCUGAAGUAUUUCCUAAGAUGGAUGUUGAAACCCCUACAGCCGAUGACACCACUGCUGUUGUUGAGGAAGAAAGCAAAACUUCUGAGGGGACUGUGUCCACUGAGAAUUCAGAAGAAGAAGAAGGGAGCAACACUGCUGCAGAGGAAACAGCUGAUGAGAAACCAGAAAUUAAGAUUGAGACUGCUCCAGCUGAUUUUCGUUUCCCAACGACAAAUCAAACAAGGCAUUGCUUCACACGCUAUAUUGAAUAUCAUAGGUGUGUAGCUGCAAAAGGAGAGGAUGCUCCUGAGUGUGAAAAAUUUGCAAAAUAUUAUCGAUCACUUUGCCCAAGUGAAUGGAUUGAGCGUUGGAACGAACAACGUGAGAAUGGCACAUUUCCUGGACCCUUGUAGACCAUAACAAAGAAAAGCCCAUGCUAUCACAACAGAAUAAAGUAACCAAUAGUUGAGAAGCUGUCAGUCACUUGUUUCUGUUGAACAGUUCGUACAAAUAAAAAUUCUGACUUGUUCUGAAAGUCGAAGAAGGAGCUCCUGUCUUUAAGUAACGCAGUUAUUAAGAAAUUGUUCAAAUAAUUCACCUUUAGAAUGUACCUUGGCUUCAUCCCUUGUCCAGCCGACACAUUUUUCACAGUUGGCAUGACUCGGCUGCACCACUGGCGUCAGUGUGGCCACUUUAACCAGCACUGAAGCAGUUGAUGUCCUGUGCCGCAUCGGCAAAGCAAAAGGCCGAAAGGGUUUGAGGAGAUGGAUUGCCUGGCGCAACCAGACGCAGGAACAGAUCUCCCGUCAGUCUCGCAGGAAAGCAGGUUAGUGAAGUUAAAUGUGCUUACACGGAUAUGGUUGCUGCAGCGUCAAGCACUAUAUGUGAUUAUAGUAUGCUUACAGUGUAUUGGAAAAGAUGCACUCACUUUGGUUGCACACACUGCUGCUAGCCUGCUAGUGCCAACAAAAGUUACCGGCCACGGAAUUCCGAUGGUGACCGGAGGAAA